Lentinula edodes (shiitake mushroom) is the source of this 1842-nucleotide messenger RNA. RefSeq lists its product as uncharacterized. NCBI's taxonomy places the organism in Eukaryota, Fungi, Basidiomycota, Agaricomycetes, Agaricales, Omphalotaceae. The record is from RefSeq and is a predicted model, not a curated record. Bases 66 to 1610 code for a protein of 514 amino acids. Gene Ontology annotation, molecular function: protein binding. The transcript has 3 exons.
UUAAUACUCCCACGGCGCUCGCAUAACAGCAUAAAUCAAAACCUAACCUACAUAGCCAGACCUAGAUGCUGUCGCUCGACACUGGUACAGAUGCUGAAGACGAAAUUCGCCGGUUAAUUGUCGACCAUGAGCGUUCUGUGGCGGAUUUACAGACUGAGAUCAACAGUCUCAUGCAAGGAAUUCGAAGCAUCCAUCUACAGAUUGCGAAACACGAGAAAGAAAUUUGGUUUCUCAAGGGAAAGAUCACCUUGGCUCGCCGCCUCCCCCCGGAAAUACUUGCUUCCAUAUUCGAAGCCUGUAUCCUGGAUCGGUGGACUCGUGCGCCUCUCGUCGUAUCGCAAGUAUGUUCUGAAUGGCGUCGAGCUGCACAGGCUCCCUCCAUUUGGUCCCAGAUUUAUAUCAAUGUCGACAGCUUGGAUCCAUACAAGCGGACUCGUUUAUGGCUCAUCAAGUCUCAAAGCGUCCCGAUAGACAUCACUAUUGAUCUGCGCAACUAUACUGGACAUGUGUCCGAAACUAUGAGCCUAUUAUCCUCUCAUCGCUCGCGUUGGCGGAGCUUCACCCUGAUUUCUCUUCAUCUAUCCCCUGCAAACGACGUUCUUCGCCGAUGUACAGGCAUCUAUCCCAUCUUGCGGACCCUAUGCGUGUCUAUAGCUGAAGAAUUUGGAACCAUAGGUGGCGUAGUGGAAGAGGACGCAGGACUCAGUUUGGGAACUGCGUUCAAUGAUUCUCCUUACCUACGGUCUUAUAUCAUUAAUCGCAAUGUACUAGUCGGGAGUGAUAUUCCUCCCAACAUCACCAAUCUAUCCAUUAACUUAGAUGGUGUCAUCACUGUCUCCUUAUCCAUUACCACUGUGUUACAUAUCAUAGCCGGGCUUUCGACACUAGAGGAGUUCUCUAUCUCCUUGGCCCGGGCUCAAGACACGUCAUUCUUACCCAACCGUGAUGCGCAACAUCUUACAACUCUACCUACCUUGAAGGCCUUGACACUCAUAGGACAGCCCGACCUGUUUGCAUUACUGCAAAACAUUCAUACCCCUGCCCUUCAAUGUCUUCGUCUGAUGUCCUCCUCUGAACCUAUUCCGGUUUCCCACCAAUGGUCUGGUCUGAUGCUCCUCCAAUGGCUAGCUCUUGGUAACACAUCGUUGGAAUUACUCGAACUCCGCGAUGUUGAUGUCGCACAAGACGUUUUCAUUUCCUGUCUCAAAUCUCUCACAAAACUCCGAACUCUCAAACUGCACGAUAGUGAAAUAUCAGAUGCUGUCUUUGAAUCUUUACACGGUGACCAGGGUUACUGUCCUCAUCUUUCCAAGGUCGAUUUACGAUGGUGUAGUGUAGUGACAGGCCAUGCGUUGGUAAGCUUCGUCAGAGAUCGUUCGCAAAUGAGUGCUAGGCCGAUCGAAAGCAUCACUGUUAUCAAUUGCUCGUUCGUGGAGGACCAGGAUAUUUUGGAUUUGGCUCAAUUCACUGUGUGUAGACUAGUCAUUGAUUCUAAUGAUUAUUGUCGUACCGCUGGAUGUUGCGAAAACAGGAGAUAUAGAAAUAGACUAAUGCUCCGGGGGUUCAGUAUUGGAAUGGAGCAAAAGAAAAAGCGUAGACUAAUAAUAUAAGAUGGGUAUAGACCGUACUCGUAGAGCACUCAUGGAAUUAUAGACUGCACUGAUUAUAGUACUUGGAGUCGAAUUCGACUGUUAGUCAACAAACUAUGGCAAAAAGUGGUAGUAACACACAAUCCGCCUCAAACAAGGACGGUUCCUUCUACCUCUAAGACUACGUUCCACGAUUAUCUGCGUUGCGAUCGCGAAGAGGAUACAGUCAAAGAGGACAAGACAGAAAAAGUGA